UUAAAAAUAAAGCUGAGAUUUUUGACAAAAGAGCCUAUAAAUAUACAAAGCACACCAAGAAAACCCCAAGACUAUACAUAAAUUCAUACAGAAAAAGAAGAGAUGGGAGUAACAAAGGAGCAGGUUGAGUCAUCUCUUAGGUCAAAGCUCAGUCCUUCCCAUCUUGACGUUGUUGACACAUCUGGGGGUUGUGGUGCCAGUUUUGCUGUUGAAAUUGUAUCGGACCAGUUUGAAGGGAAGAGGUUACUGGAGAGGCAUAGGAUGGUGAAUGCUGCAUUGGUGGAGGAAAUGAAGGACAUCCAUGCUCUAUCCAUAACUAAAGCUCUGACCCCCGAGCAGCAAUUGAAAAAGCAGCAGGAGUCGGAAAAAUCUCAAGUUGCCAUUUGAAACUAUUCAUAUUCUAUAAUGACCGCCUUAGACAAAGCCUGAUGACAAAACAUACUGGAUUGUAAUAAAUAAAGAGUUGGAUGUAUGCUUUACUUGCUGGAAUUUGCAUGUAGAUGACUUUUUGCAUUUUAUUUUGAAACUUUCUAAGAUUAUAAUUGCAUAUAACGAAAAUAUCAGGGGAAGUUCAUUUUA
This is a messenger RNA of Daucus carota subsp. sativus, 579 nucleotides long. Its product is annotated as protein BOLA2. Lineage: Eukaryota; Viridiplantae; Streptophyta; Magnoliopsida; Apiales; Apiaceae. The record is from RefSeq and is a predicted model, not a curated record. Gene Ontology annotation, molecular function: 2 iron, 2 sulfur cluster binding. Gene Ontology annotation, biological process: intracellular iron ion homeostasis. Gene Ontology annotation, cellular component: cytosol; nucleus. The transcript has 3 exons. Bases 103 to 387 code for a protein of 94 amino acids.